Scatophagus argus is the source of this 4555-nucleotide messenger RNA. It is a transcript of the gene tbc1d22b, whose product is annotated as TBC1 domain family, member 22B. Gene Ontology annotation, biological process: activation of GTPase activity. NCBI's taxonomy places the organism in Eukaryota, Metazoa, Chordata, Actinopteri, Scatophagidae. The record is from RefSeq and is a predicted model, not a curated record. Gene Ontology annotation, molecular function: GTPase activator activity. The transcript is spliced from 13 exons. The coding region runs from base 220 to 1713 and encodes 497 amino acids.
UCCAAGAUGGCGGCUUCCAGUGCGCUGUAUCGUACAUCAUCGCAUUUGAAAGCUAAAUAUUACUAUCUCCCGAUCGUGUAAACUUAUGGGGAGGCAGAACAGAGGAAGCCUAGCGGGACCGAGUUGUACCCGGUGAAACGCGGAAACGGUUUCUCCAUGGUGUGUUCGUGCGAGGAACCGGUUUCGGUGUUGGUCUAAAGGGGGUUGUGUUAUACGAGUAUGGCCACCGAGAACAGGAUCAAUUUUUGGAGGAGAAAUGCAAAGGUUCCCGGAAGGUAUCUCAAAGACACAAAGCCCAAAUUCAACAAUCUCAAGUCUAAAAAGGCCUCUAGUUUCCAUGAGUUUGCCCGCAGCACUAACGAUGCUUGGGACAUUAACGAUGAGGAGGACGAGGAAUUCCUUGGGACCCCUUUCCCUUCAUCCUUGCCAUCGGGGUUGCCCUCUCCAUCCUCGCAGAACCAGCAAAUUCAAGCUGGUGACACAGAAACUGUGGUGUCACAAAGACUGGCACCUCCCCAGACAGAAGCUCAAAACCUCCAGGAUGUGCAGGAGGAGGACACAGAGUGCAAGCAUGUCAAUGGCAAGAUUGUCAGGUCUACCAGUGACACCCACCUCAACACGUCCUCAGUUCGCUCCACACUGCAGAAGCAACACACUCUACCAGUUCGUCCCAUCAUCCCACUCGUGGCUCGCAUCUCAGACCAGAACGCAUCGGGGGCACCACCCAUGACGGUGCGAGAGAAGAGCCGGCUGGACAAAUUCAAGCAGCUGCUGGCUAGUCCCAACACUGACCUUGAGGAGCUCCGGAAGCACAGCUGGUCGGGCAUACCAAGAGAAGUCCGCCCAGUCACAUGGAGACUUCUCUCUGGCUACCUGCCUGCCAACAAGGAGCGCAGAGAGCUGGUGCUAAAGAGGAAGCGAGAAGAAUACUUUGGCUUCAUAGAACAGUAUUACCACUCCAGAACAGAUGAGAACUUUAAAGACACAUACAGACAGAUCCACAUUGACAUUCCAAGAACCAACCCUCUGAUUCCCUUGUUCCAGCAGCCCGUCGUGCAGGAGGUGUUUGAACGUAUCCUCUUUAUCUGGGCCAUCCGCCACCCAGCCAGCGGUUACGUACAGGGAAUCAAUGAUCUGGUCACACCAUUCUUCGUCGUCUUCCUGUCCGAGUUUGUCAUGGAGGAUGUGGAGAACUUUGAUGUGGCGGCACUGCCUCUGGACACCCAGAGAAACAUCGAAGCUGACAGCUUCUGGUGCAUGAGCAAGCUGCUGGAUGGAAUACAGGACAACUACACCUUUGCUCAACCUGGAAUCCAGAACAAAGUGAAAGCUUUAGAGGAGCUGGUCAGCAGGAUAGAUGAGGACAUUCACAAUCAUUUCAAGAAGUAUGAGGUGGAGUACCUGCAGUUCGCUUUCCGGUGGAUGAACAAUCUGCUGAUGAGGGAGCUGCCACUGCGUUGCACUAUUCGUCUCUGGGACACUUACCAGGCUGAAGCAGAGGGUUUCUCUCGCUUCCACCUAUAUGUCUGUGCUGCUUUCCUCAUUGAGUGGCGCAAAGAAAUCCUCUCCAUGGUUGAUUUUCAGGGUCUUCUUAUGCUACUGCAGAACCUUCCUACGAUCCACUGGGGUAAUGAGGAGGUGGGCCUCCUCCUGGCUGAAGCUUACAGACUGAAGUACAUGUUCGCAGAUGCACCCAGCCACUACAAGAGAUAGGCCCGUGACUGCAUCACAGCAAACACGGUACCUUAACCAGACUGUGACUGGAUGGAGCCACAGCUUCUGAGAUGUUCCAGACAUCAGAGUAUUGUAUUUGAGGUCACCUGGAAGAGAUGUAUUCAAGUACAUUUCCAACAUGCCUGCAGGAUGGUAUCUCAGAGCCACAAAACCUAUCCUGUGAAAAUGAAGUCCGAUGAAUGUCACAUUAGAUUUCAGUUUAUGGUGCAUCCAUAAAGCUUGGUGAAUAUGAGACAAUUUGCAGUUGAGACACUGCACUGUUUCAAAGGACUGUUACAGUAUAAAUUAAAACAUUGCUAUGCUUGGUUUACUUUUAUUGCUUUUGGUCAGGCAAGGUUGUUUCUUGCGUGAAAAGCACACAGAAGAACUUGCUGUGAUUUAAAGGGAUGAUGAAUGUUUGUGAGAUCAUCCUUCUAGUGAGAGAAGGUAUCUACCAAUUGUUAUUUUACAGAUUUGUUUUUGAAGUUGUUUUACAAUGUAAUGCUAUUAGACAACGACACUACUAGACUGACACUCUCAAACUAUUGCAUAUUAGAUUUUGGUCCAGGAUUACCAAAUCUGCAUUGUACAAUCAACUAUAAAGAUUAGUUUGGAUUUCAAUCAGCCAGUUUAAUUGACAUUGAUAUUUUGGGUUGUAUUUGGAUAUAAGACCCGAGAGUAGCAAGUAAGAGGUACUGUGUCUCAUUUCAGCUUGUGUUUUGGGUUAAAAUGAAGGGAUUGAUUUGAUAUUUUUUCACCUUCCUGGUCAUUAAGGAUGAGUUAAUUAGUGGAGUUUUUUUAAUCGCGAUGAGACUCUCAUAUAAAUAGCACAAAAUGAGAUCAGCAACAACUGGUCAGUUUUGACUCUAGAGUGUUAAUUUUGAGUGUUAAUGUAUAAUAACAGCAGUAGUCUUAUAAAUAAUCCUACAAGCCCAAUUCCAAAAAAAAUCGACACACUGUGUAAAACAUGAAUAAAACAUAAUGUACUAAUUUGCUCAGUUGAAAACAGUCCAAAGAUUAUAUUAAAUGUUUUUAACUUCAUUGAUUUUUGUAAAUAUAUGUUUCUUCUCGAUUUGAUACAAGCAACACAUUUUAAACAAGCUGGGACAGGCGCAUCAGAUACUGAGAAAGCUGUGGAAUACUCAAAAAAAAAAAAACAACACCUGGUUGACCAUUCCACAGGUAAAUGGGUUCAUUGGUAACAGGUGAUGGUAUCCUGAUUGGGUAUGCAAGCAUGCUUCAAAAGCUCAGUCGUUCACAAGCAAGGAUUUUCAGAAAUUUGAGUGUGAUUUCAGUUGGAAACCACCUUGUAUCAUUUUGCAUCUUAACGGUACAAUACAGUACAAUAGGUGCUUGCCCUUUAGGCUGUGGCCCAAGUCUCAGUUUUGGCCCCUCAAACGAAAAACUUUUGUGCACCCCUGGCGUGAAGGUUAUUACUACAUGGACUCAGGAAAACUUUGUAGAACCAUUUUUGGUGCAGACAUUUUGUUUGAGAAUGAUGGCAUUUUUAUUUAAGUUUUACACAGGAACCUGGCUUUUUUUGGAGUUGGGGUUGUAUAUCCAUACAAGAGUAUCAAAUUUGAAAAAAAGCUUGAAUUCCUCAGUUUAGAAUAACAUUCAGAAUGAUUUAUGGCAUUGAAGAUGUUUUUUAAAUGGAGGAAUGUCCUUUGUCUGUGCUUGUUGGUACUUAAGAACAUUUACUCACGUCCUACUUGAGACUGUCUUGUGGACACAGUGCAGCUCACAAUGUAUAACAAUGCCUUUGUUGGGAGUCUUUGUAAUGUACUCCUGUCUUUCAAAGUGUGACAUGGAUAAAUGCUUUGUUAUCAUUAAUGCUUGGAUUUUAUAUUUGUCUGCGGUUCAGGUUAGGUUUAUGUUGUGUCUGCAACGUUUUUCCAGUCGGUGACAUGACUACAAGAUUUGAGUCUGUGUGUUUCUACUCAUCUACCUUCAUUACCAAUGAUAAUUAUAACGACAUGUAUGUUUGAAAGAUGUGACAAUCAUGAGCCUUUGGCACUGUGAUUGCCCUACCAUUAUAUGUGUUUUUAAGGUUUUUGCUUUUUACGUGUGAAAAUGUAACCAUUGUGAAGUAAAUGCUUUGUGAGGCUGUAGCAGAGUUUAAAAUCAGAAUUUAGUGUAAACUAAAUUCCCAGUUACUUCCCUGAUCAUUGUAGACUACAACAAAAUAAAUGAUGAAACAUUUUUCAUUGUUAGAAUGAGUCUUAAUUCGUAUUCAGGAAUUAUUAAGUCAACAAAUAUACCUAGAUAAUAUAAUGCCAUAAAGUUACAUAAUGAGAUUAUGUUCAAUGAAGUGCUUCAGAAGAUACUGUAGUACUUAAAUUGAGUUGGUGAAAGAUUUUCAUUUUGGAAAAAUCGCUGUUGUAUAACUAUGUAUGGUUUACUUGUUGUCAAUUAAGUCACGUAUUAUCUUGUGCUCAUCAGUCUUGUUUAAACUCAUCUGAAAUGUUUUGAAUAUUUUUGUGAGUGUAAGUAUGCCUUUAGCCUUAAAGAAGUUUUUUUUUUUUUCUCCAUUCAGGAGCGCCAACUGAUUGUGUCACCACAGAAAUGGUACGUUCACUCCACACUGUUUUUAAUUUAAAUGUCCUCCAGUUAUGAUGCUGACAACUAAAGGCUAACAAAAAUGAAAACUUGAUUAGUUUCAGAAGUGUUUAUGCUGUUUCAGCAAUAAUAUGCCAAAUCUUCAGUGGGUCAAUACAAUCUGUUUUAAAGUGCUUCAGUAGUCAGUGCUGGUGUCAGUCUUAAAUUAAGAAUAAAUUAUUAAAUUAUUACAGUACCUGCUGUAUAUGAACUUCUUGUUUAUAUUAAAUGUUCUUUGUUUUGG